This is a messenger RNA of Sporisorium graminicola, 342 nucleotides long. RefSeq lists its product as uncharacterized. The transcript has 2 exons. Gene Ontology annotation, molecular function: peptidyl-prolyl cis-trans isomerase activity. The coding region runs from base 1 to 342 and encodes 113 amino acids. Lineage: Eukaryota; Fungi; Basidiomycota; Ustilaginomycetes; Ustilaginales; Ustilaginaceae. The record is from RefSeq and is a predicted model, not a curated record.
AUGGUUCAAAUCGAGAAGAUCUCGCCGGGUGAUGGCAAGUCGUUCCCCAAGGUAGGCGACACGGUGACCAUGCACUACACGGGUACGCUUGCCAAGGACGGCUCUGUGUUCGACUCGUCGCGCAAGCCUGGCCGUGGUCCGUUCAGCACCGAGAUCGGCGUCGGCCGCGUCAUCCAGGGCUGGGACCAGGGCGUCCCACAGCUGUCGCUGGGCGAGAAGGCCAAGCUCAUCAUCCCCGCCAACGAGGGCUACGGCGCCCGAGGUGCCGGCGGCGUCAUCCCCCCCAACGCCGACCUCGUCUUCGAGGUCGAGCUCCUGGCCAUCAACGGCAAGUCCGCUUAA